This is a messenger RNA of Cotesia congregata, 1224 nucleotides long. The record is from the annotation of a GenBank genome assembly. NCBI's taxonomy places the organism in Eukaryota, Metazoa, Arthropoda, Insecta, Hymenoptera, Braconidae.
AUGAGUGCAAUUAUAAUUCCGGAGCACGUGUUGUUCCGCAUCUUUAAAUACAUGGACCCAAUUACACUCCUUAAACUCCGUAAGAUCAAUAAGUACCUAAAAGAGUUGAUCGAACAGGAUUUCGGUAUUUGGCGUCGAUUGAUUCUAAAAACUUCGGAAAUAACACCGUGGAAGGAUCAACUGAUAAAUCUUCGCUAUCCUUACAUAAAAAGUGAAAAUUACAAUAGUUUGACUAGCGAAGAAUAUCAAGAGUUAUUUUUCGAAUUUAUAAAAUUGUCCCGGGCAAAAAAUGUCUUUUGUGUCAAUAAAUUAUCGGUAAUUCAUCCAUCAAUUAAAAAGGAAAACGAGAUAUUCUUCGACGCACGUGGAAAUUAUUUCGGGUAUUUUAGUAGAACAAGUAAUUAUUUAGCUCUCUUUCGUUUGGAUACUAGUGAAAUGUUGAUAGAGCCCGUUAAUAUUUUCAAAUACGCGAACGCUCAAGUUGCGGAUCCUGAUGGAAGGUGGCUCGUGCAACAAUUCAUGAUGUGGUGUCCAAAUGAGGGCUUAGUGAUAUUAGACGCUUUACAACGACGUCGUAUGAAGACGCCAACUCUUAUUUCUGUAAUGCCAAUUACUUCUCCGCAUGGACAUUUUACUUUCUUUAAUCUCGUGAAUAAUUCGAGCGGUGAUGAUAUCUACACACUAAUGCCUAUUGAAGAUACAUUGUAUCAUAUAGUGAGGUUAAGAUGGGCGACAAAAUCUCAAAAUUUGGUCGCCGAGAGUGUUGUUUUAUUCGAAUCUCCGAGCGGAUUUUUAGGCAUGACACCUAUGUCUAAAGUUUCGCUUAUUUACAAAUACCAAAACAAGGAUGUAUUAUACCAAGCUAAGGUUCCGGAAACAAUAAUAAGCCCCAUACGGAUUAGUAGGAAUUCCGGGAUCGAAAUAUUCAUGAAUAACGAAAACAGAACUUUCAAUAUUAAUGCCCACAAUUCUCAAAUUUUCACAGUUAUAGAUCAAACAAGCAUUGUAAAAGUUUACAGGCUUAAAAAUCCAAUGCAUUUACUUCAUCUCACCUUUGACGACCCUCCAAAUUUAAAGUUAACGCUUGAAACUGAUAUAAAUUUUGAAAAUCUUCAAUAUAUUAAAAUCGCAUUAAAAAAUGACAAAUUAUGUCUAAUAUGUUUGGAAAGACACGAAAUAAAUGCUGAUCAUCAACAUCGUCAUAAUUUCUUCGAUAUAGUAUAG